Vicia villosa (hairy vetch) is the source of this 759-nucleotide messenger RNA. RefSeq lists its product as uncharacterized. The record is from RefSeq and is a predicted model, not a curated record. NCBI's taxonomy places the organism in Eukaryota, Viridiplantae, Streptophyta, Magnoliopsida, Fabales, Fabaceae. The transcript has 2 exons. The coding region runs from base 1 to 759 and encodes 252 amino acids.
AUGAAGGAGUGUAAGUUAUAUGAUAUGGGAUCUAGUGGUCCAAAGUUUACUUGGAGGGGAGGGAUGUAUCAUGGUGGCCAGAGGAUUUAUGAAAGAUUAGAUAGAGCUCUUGGUAAUGAGGAGUGGAAACUUCUUCUCCCUGAUAGUUUCGUUAAGGUGCUGCCUAGGGUGAAUUUUUCUGAUCAGCAUCCCAUUAUGGUUUCGCUGAAUAGGGAUUAUUAUGUUAAUGGUGGCCGUCAGUUUAGAUUUGAAAGUGCGUGGCUAGUGGAGCAUGAUUAUACUAGCAGAGUUAAAGGGCUUUGGAAGAAUGGUGAGGAUAUCAUGUCUAAUCUUGAUAGGAUCAAAUGUGAUGCGAAGGAGUGGAAAAAAUGGAAUGGUGACCGCAAUACUCGAUACUAUCAUAUUAAGGAUGUGAAUAGAAGAAGGCGUAAUAAUAUUCAGAUGCUGCAAGAUAAUGAUGGGAAUUGGAUUGACAAGCCAAAAGAACUUAGGGAGCUUGUUAACAACUUUUAUAAAGAUUUAUUUAAGAUAAGUAGUAUUGGCAGUGGCAGGUUUCAAAGUAAAUUGACGUAUCCGCCUCUUCAUGAUGAGGAGCUCAACAAGCUGAACGAUAAUGUUACUGAAUUGGAGAUAAAAAGUGUUGUCUUCAGUAUGCAGCCUUGGAAAGCACCGGGGCCUGAUGGCUUUCCGGCUGGCUUUUAUCAACGAUCUUGGAACAUGGUGGGUAAUAGUGUGGUAGCUUUAGUUAGACAAGUGUAG